Chara braunii is the source of this 2809-nucleotide messenger RNA. The record is from the annotation of a GenBank genome assembly. Lineage: Eukaryota; Viridiplantae; Streptophyta; Charophyceae; Charales; Characeae.
GGACAAUCUUUUUUUCGAAUUUCGAUUUAUUUUUUUGAAUCAAAAUUAUUAUUAUUUUUUUUGAUUAGGAAAACUGUUCAAUUUGGGAUCUUUCCGAUCCUUCCCACUUGUCUGCUGCCUACCUUUUCCUCCCCCUCUCCCGGGCACGACAGUGCAUGCCACUGCUCACUCGAUCACAGACCAAGACCAUGGACCGGAAGACGGGAGAAUCCCUCCUGGCCUACGAGGAACGCCUGGCGGCAUUCAUCCAAGACACCAACGAUAGGGCCGCCGCCGCAGCCAAGGAGCGAAGUCAGAUUGAGCAAGCAGAGGAGGCCAAGCGACGGAAGGAGGAACAGGACCGACUUCGUCAAGAGGAGGCAGACCUGCAGGCGGCAGCCGAACACCGGUCACGCCAGCGGGAACGACUGUUCAYGYGGGAGACYGUGAUCGRYGAUGAGGCCGCACAUUKGGUGGAAGUGGCAUCUGCAGACGGGGCCCYGGAGACUGAGAAAGGRCUGUCAGSCCUUGCGCAGGUCUCCCACGACCUCGUGGCCACCUGCGCUCUGYAGCAGGAGGAAAUCCUUCACCUGCAGCAGACAGUGGACCAGAUGCUCGCACGGCUGCAGGCGUUGGAGAAACAGCCAGCCGCUGUAGCAGCCGCAGGGCCUUCCAACCUUACCACCCGUGUGCAAGUUUUGGAGGAUGAAGUCAGCAAUAUCAAGCGUGUACAUCAAGAUUUCAGGACAUCGCAGCAAGCAACGAACUUGCAGUUGGAGACGCCGGUCCAGGCUGCUGCCACCGUAACGCCCGCCGCCGCAUCCUCCCGGCGCCCACCCAAACUGGAUGACAUUCCAGUUUUCUGCGAUCAGUCCAAGAUGGAACUGAUCCCGUGGUGGCGCCAGUUUACUCUCAGGCUCGACAUGCACCAUGUCCCGAACAACGAUCGACAUCCGUGCUUGUACCACCGAUCUGUUGGUGCAUGUCAAGCAUGGCUGGACAACAUCUUGACCAGCCACGGCGUAGCAGUGUCGGAACUGCACACCAAGCUCACUUGGCAGGGGUUGACUGACACCUGGCACAAGCGAUUCCAAGUGGAGCCCCCCGACCUGCAAGCGAUGGACAAGCUCAACAAGCUCCAUCAGAACACGCUGCUAAGUCAGGACAGGAUUACCGAGUUCCAAAGACUCGCCUCCACACCUGACCUGCCGCUCGCAUUCCGCGCCAUCAAGCACUUGUUUAUCAUGCGCUCUCUUCAACUUUCGUUCGAAGACUUCGCUGCCCGGCUCGUUCCUUCACUGGAUGCUWCUCAAGGACAAGAUACAUGUGCGGCUUUCUCAUCGUCCGGAGGUUCCUCCACCACUUCGUCUUCAUCGAGGGAUUCGGCAAGCGCGUUCAACGAGGAGGUUUUGGACCCGCUCACGCCCRAGGACUUCGCUUGGAUUCCUCUCCCUACGACGGGCAACCUUCCGGGGCCGCAAAGCGCAGCACUAUGCGCCCUCUUACACAAGUAUCUUUCCUUCCAUGCACCUCCAACUUCGCCGACGGUAGACGAAGUCGUGGUGGGGGACAUGCUUGGCUAUGUUGCCAAGGUGGCCCGCGAGUUUGUCUCGCAACGAUACGAAGAAAACAACGCACCGUUGCUCUACGUUCGCAUUCAGAUUGGGCAAGCGGCCUGCAACGCUUUGCUAGAUUGCGGCGCAACUCGCAACUUCAUCAGCCGGUCCUUCAUGACUCGGGCUGGCCUUGGCGCACAAGUACGGAGGAAGUCACAUCCGACGACGGUCGCUCUUGCCGACGGUAAGACGAAACAACUUUUAGACCGUUACAUCUCGGUUGUCCCGGUGUACUUUGCACCACACGCAUGUGAACCCGUCACUUUUGACGUGUUGGACACCGACUUCGAUGUCAUUUUGGGGAUGCCUUGGCUUUCUAGCGCGGACCACACGGUCAAUUUCCAUCGACGCACGCUCACGAUUCGUGAUGCAACUGGCGCCGAGGUCCCGUGUACUAUUCUUCCUCCUCGCUCUUCCAUUCGGUGCCAAGUCGUGAGUGCCAAAUCUUUUCGAGACACAUGCCGUUCCGAGCAUGUCGAAGAGAUUGGCAUCGCUUUUCUUCGAACCGUCCCGACGACCGACUCAUCGUCCACGGAUGUGUCUUCCGACCCCCGUGUGACCCGGUUGUUAGACGAGUUCGCAGAUGUUUUUGAGACACCCUCCAGUAUAGUGCCGGACCGGCCGAUCUCUCACGAGAUCAUACUUGAGGCCGGCGCCGUGCCACCAAAGGGAUGCAUUUAUCGCAUGUCCGAGGAGGAGCUCACGGUUCUCCGUGCGCAACUCGACGAUCUACUUGACAAGGGUUGGAUCCGCCCUAGCAGCUCACCUUACGGUACGCCCGUUCCCUUCGUUCGGAAGAAGAACAAGGACCUUCAACUUUGCAUUGACUACCGACGCCUCAACGCGCAAACCAUCAAGAACGCGGGGCCUCUACCUCGCAUUGACGAUUUGCUUGAGCGGUUGGGCGGCGCCAAGUACUUUUCGAAGUUAGACCUCAAAUCGGGCUAUCAUCAGAUCUCCAUCCGCCCGCAAGAUCGGUACAAGACCGCGUUUAAGACGCGAUAUGGGCAUUUUGAGUGGGUAGUUAUGCCUUUUGGCCUCACCAAUGCCCCGGCCAGUUUUCAGGCGGCCAUGACCACCGAGUUUCGCGCCAUGUUGGACCGCUUCGUCUUGGUCUACUUAGACGAGAUCCUCGUCUAUAGCCGAACUCUAUAGACGAGCACCUUCGCCGUGUUUUAGAGACUCUUCAGUCAGCCCGGUACAAAGCUAACCGC